This is a messenger RNA of Lachancea mirantina, 3594 nucleotides long. Lineage: Eukaryota; Fungi; Ascomycota; Saccharomycetes; Saccharomycetales; Saccharomycetaceae. The record is from the annotation of a GenBank genome assembly.
AUGGCUUUCCAAUCUUUCAAAUACAAGUUUUACUCUAAGGGCUAUCAUUGCUCUGCCCAAAAGUCUGCCACAGCGUUUUUUGAAAGUUCGUACCAGUAUUUGAGACGCAACCAAGGUCUUGUUAGCCAAGAAACUUGGAUUCCGUCGCAGCACUCUGGAGGCGUGAAUCCUCAUCCUGUUGUGGGUGCAAGCGUUAAUUACAACACAGUUGAAUAUGUUCUACAAAAAGAAGCAGCCGAUGAGAAUGGUCAGAGCUUGAACAAAGAGGAUCACGAACAAAACGCAGAGAGACUCGAACGACGCACACGCGAAGGACGUAGACAGAGCUUUGGCGCGACUUCAUCGCUCCAUCCGCAUAAUGGACAGAGCUUAAUGAGCCGAGUCAAGCCCGAAGAACUCUCGUACUUCCACAACCAGAAGAACGUGGUAAUAAAUCAAAAACUCUCCCAAAGCUAUUACUCGACAGCUACAAAUACUGAAAAGGCGAGUGCCGAGCACGUGAGUUCCUCAGCAGUGGCGCCCGUUACGCAGCAUCGAGCGCCAAUUCUCGAGGAACCCCCGUCUGAGACGCUCUCGCCUUGGGAGCCUGACACGGAGGAGAGUUUGAAUCCACAAACAUUUCUUAGAACUCAGGAAAAAGAGAUAAGGAGGCAUUUCGAGCAGAAAAACUUCAACAAGAUAAAUGCUCUAUACCAGUCUUUGAAAAGAAAUGAGAUCGUGCCAUCGUUGGAAAUUUACUCGAUGGUAAUAGAAUCCGUUUGCAAGCGGUCUCUUGACAACGAUAACCUCGACAACAGAAUGUUUCACCUUCUGAGCUGUUAUCAAGACUUAAUCACUAAUAAAUUGCGGCCCACGGAACAGAUCUACAACAUGGUGAUAGGCGCUCUUUUUGAAGGCUCUAUAAUGGCAAGUGUCUCGCACAAUGACAACGGGCUUGAUUUCUAUAAAAUUGCCGUCGAUCUCUUUAGGGCUUCGAAUGCCCACAAGAAUCAUGAAUUUUCAAAGAGCGUUCUAGAUUUUUCCCUUCUCGCCAUGAAUUUAUACCCUGGAUAUGUUCAAAUCGAUUACGUGAGACAUGCCUUGAACAACUCAAGCUUUUACGUCAAAGACGCUUUCUACUAUGUGGCGAUGUUACUUUACGCAAGAUCCUUAAAUGACAACGCAGAAGUUAAAAGAGUAUACGGGGAGUUCAGAAACGCCUGUGCACUAAGCAAAGAACUUAGUCAAGGACAAUACGAAGUUUACAGUGCGGCGUUAAUGGGACUUGUAGAAACUGGGGACUUGCCAGUGGCUAUAAAGUUGUUAGAUAAGGUUUUGUCAGAGAUUAGAGAGGAAGAUGGAAGAGCUUUUAAUAUUGCGAUGAUUUUGAGCAAUUUUAUCCUCUCAGUCAGUAAACUGGACUCCGAGAAAGCUUAUAACUUGCUGUUAAAUUUUGCGAAAUUGAGAUGGGUUCCCGAUUUGUCGUAUGAGUUCCAUUUGGCAUUGUUGUCCAAUAGCAUGGAAAAUUGGGAUCUCUCCAAAAAAAUCUAUGACUACAUUUACCCCAUGAGGAGAGUACUCAAGCGCGAGAGACAUGCUUUGAGCGAUUAUUUACUAUCACCUGCGGACACUCACAACACAUUUAACGUUUUUCUAGGCCGUGCUCUCCAAUUGAAUGAAACCGAAACCGUUAUGAAAAUUGUGGAAGAGUCAGUAGUAAAGUCAUUCAAGUUUGAUGUUUCACUUUACGGUGCGAUUUUUAGGUUUUUCAAGGAGAUCAAAUGCCCGGAAGACUAUCUCUUGCGGUUCAUAUCCACUCAUGGAAACCUUAUGGAGGAAGGUCAAGAAAGAUUUGAAUUUUUGAAUGGUUUGAUUGAAAGCUACCAAUCCCAAGUAAUCUUAACAAAAGUGACCGAAAUGCCUUUUUUCGCUGACUCUUGCAGGUGUCUUAAGAUAUCGGAUAGCAAAAUCAUUAACCACAGUGGUCUUAUUGCAUGCUUCCAGAGCUUGUGGCGCUCUCCUCAGACAAUAGAGAAGUACGGUUACAAUUUAGAACUUCAUGGUAUUGUAAUAUCGAGGUUUUGCGAUCUCGAGAGCUAUUAUGCAGUGAUGGAAAACGAGUUUCUUUUGAAGUUCAAGGAAGACAUGACCGAGAGGUUCCAGAAGUUGGUCACUAAUUAUAGACGCCUCAAUUUGGAUCCCACGCAGGUCUCGGCGACUGUUGUCCAAGCAACGAAAAUGAUUGACAUGCCCGAAGAACUGACCGAAUAUUUUGCCCAUCCUGGUGAUUGGGACAAAUCUUACCCGCUCAAUCUCGGAUCCAUGAUACGCAACUCCUAUAAGACGGGCCUGAAGUCGUUUACGCGACUACGUGAAUCUGGAUACUGUUUUGACUAUGACACAUACCGAGAACUCAUUCACAAAAAAAAAGUUGAUGAAAAUAUAAUCUCCAUGUCUUUGAAACUAUGCACCGAUGACCAAGAGCUGAAAUACUUGGCUAACUGCUUAGUCGUCAAAACCUUUAACCAGGACUUGGAAAGAGUCUUGUUACUUCAUGCUGACUUCAGAGAUAAAAUACUUCCACACUUGAAGGAUGAGUCGCUGUUGAGAAUUGCUAAGAACACCCGUGAUAUUCAAACGUUUAUUCAAAUCAUUGACUUCCCAGCUAGGUUCCAAGGGAUUUCCUCUCGAGUCGAAAAUAGGUCUACUGUUGACUACAUUUACGACACUCUCUUCAAACAGAAGAAAUACGAGCUGGUUGUUGAACUUAACGACCAAUGUCCCGUCAUGAACAUACCGAUUUUACUCAAAUCAGCAAUCAGAAGCGGGGACUAUGCUCGUUACGAAGUUUUCUGCAAGAAGUUCCAAUCCAAGCUUGGCGAUGAAGGUACUAACAUCAAGGCAGAAUUUUUGAUUAAUAAUGGGAAAGUUGAUGAAGCUCUGAAGCUUCUGGAAUCAGCUUUGACGAAAACUAAGCACCAAACUGGUGAUUUAUACACAUUUGCCUUGUUUUUGAAAAGCUUUGACCGGCCUGUUUCAUAUUUCCCAAAGAUUGAAAAUACAUUGCAACUUGCUAAUAUUUUAUCUGCUCAAGACUCAUUUCAGUCACAAGUUGCUUUGUAUCAAACAAUGCUAUCCGAAAAUGCCGGUUUAGGAGGAAGGAACUUGUGCAACGCGGUGGCGGUAGAGAUUUCAGACCAGUUGCUAAAUAACUUGAGCGCUUCUCUUCAAUUCAUCGACUUGGGGAAGGAGAAGAUGCUUGAAAAGAUCGCCAUGAAGCUCGGAAACUUUUAUCGGAUGAGAGUCUUCAUGAAAUUACCUGUACUGGAGGAGUCUACUAUGCAGAAGCUUCUGCACAUCAAUAGUAUUGCUUUGCCCGACGAAGUGGAUAAUCUUUUCAACAACAUUGUCGAGACAAUCUAUUUGAACCCCAAUACGCGACAGUUAUAUUUGAAAAAUGAUCUCAUCUUCAAUUUCCAAUCGCAACAAAUGAUAGACCUUAUAGACCAGGUUCAAACGUAUUACGAAAUUGAAAAAAAUGAUGAAAAUGCUGCCAAGGCCAAAGCAUUCAGCUCGGUGUUGAAGAAACUUUACUACACAUCUUCUACUGUUUGA